GAUGUGCACGCAGGAACGGGAGCCCAUCACGAGUGGCUGUGGUCUAAGUUAGGGGAUGUGGGUGGGAGUUCUGGACGUCAAAGUGUCGGUGGGAACGGGGCGGCAAGGUAUUCACCCCCCCCUUAAUUAAUUAAUUUCACCGGGGAUUUUUCCACCUUUGUUGGGGGUAACGGAAUGAGAGAGGAGCCGAGGCUUCCCCGGCAGCGCGAUGGAGCCGCGCACUGCAGUCAGCUGUGAAAGGUGACAGUGAAAUGGAAUACAGAGCGUCUCACACUCAGCUGUAAAACUUUUCCUGGUGUCGCUGUACACAGAAGUAAUAGAAUAAAACAGCAUCAAGUUGUGAAGAUUGUAAAGACAACAACAGCAUCAUGUUCUACGGUUCUUCUUCUGGGGCAAGUAUGUCCCUCCCAUCAAAGAGCCGUCUGAAACGCCAGAGCAGGACCUUCACACAGGUCUUGUACCGCACUCUGAGUUACAGAGACCGGGUCCCAGCAGAAACUGGAACAAACACCCGUGGGGACCGGCGCUCAACAACCGAGCCCCCGGAGCGGCCAACGGAUGACCCCGCUGAACUCUCCACGCAGAGCUCGGCCCCUGGGGUGCUGAAGAUUUUUGGAGAUGAAAUCUGUGCUGGUGCCAACUACAAGAGCGUCUUGGCCACGCCACGCUCCAGUGCUCAGGAACUUGUCAAAGAAGCACUUGACCGUUACUCGCUCAACAAGGAUGCGGCCCGCUCUUAUGUCCUGUGUGAUGUGAUCGGCCGAUUGGAGGGAGGAGGAGGAAUUGUCGGAGGAGGAAUUGAUGGAGGAGGAAUUGACGGAGGAGGAAUUGACGGAGGAGGAAUUGACGGAGGAGUAGGGUGGCGGACUGAAUGCUUACGAGCGCUGGGGGACAAUGAGAAGCCACUGUUGCUCCAGGAACUGUGGAAGCCCAGAGAAGGACAUGCUCGUAGGUUUGAGCUGCGCAGGAGAGCAGAGGUUGAAGAACUAAAUGCCAAGGACAAGGACACCAUCACUGCUGGGCCUAGAACCCCACAAUUUCUGGCGGCUCUAAUGGGUCGGUCCGGGCUGGGCAAACACAGGAGUUCCCCUCUGCGGUCUGGUGGAGUGGUACAGUCCAGCUCUAAAGAUAUUAAUGCCCAGGCUCGUAAGCUCCAGAGGAACAGGGCAAAAGGGACAUUGACCUUGCCCCGCUCAAGCAACUCAUCCUUCUGCCGCAGCCUCAGCGAAACCAGCCUCAACCAGCUUGGAGUGGGGGAGGACCCCAAGCGUUAUUACUCCACCCUGCCAGGACCAAUAAGGGCCAGAGAACGCGAGGGAGCCUCCAGUGGUCGGAUGAAAGAGGAGGGGAGUCAGGGAGGUGGAGGAGUGAGGCAUUCUCUAUACCAGUCCCCACAUCUUCUGCUGCUGCAAGGAUACAAUCGGCAGGACUGCCUGGUUUACCUGCUCAACAGAGAGCAGCACACAGUUGGUCAAGAGACUCCUUCAGCUCGCCCCAACAUCUGCCUCUUUUCUCCUGACAUUGUGCCCCUACAUUGCCGCUUGCGCCGAGUUCCUGCUCCCCGCCGCCAUGCCAGCAACAUCAACAAGGGAGAAGACUCAGAGAAUCAGCGAUCCUGUGUUGCUGUUGAGCCUGUACUCAAUGCGACGGUUCUGGUGAACUUCUCCCGCUGUGAGCGCUCCACCACGCUGCGUCACGGUGACCUCCUGUCUUUUGGAGCGCAUUACAUCUUUCUGUACAAGGACCCCACAGGCGCCAAACCUCUGCCUGCUCAAACCUUGGCACGCCUUCGCUCGCUUGGGCAGCUGUACGACACAGGUGUGGAUGAAGGAGAGGGCGGGGCUCAGACUUGUAAAAUGUGCGGCUCAGUGCUGAAGGACAGAGCCGCACAUGUGUCAAGUGUCCCGGCAUCUAGACGCAGUUUCAAACCUCACCUGCUUAAAACUCGCAAUAUAGCCCAGACGUCAGGAGGGCCUCCUCCUGUUUCUGGAGGCGAAGUAGGAGGAAGAGGAGGCGGAGGAGGUCAAAAAAGGAGACUACAGCUGGAGUUUGACCAGACUCAUGAGGACCAGCUGUUGAACAGAAUCGUGUCUCUCAUCGAACCUGGAGGAGAUGACCAUAAGCUGACACCAGCCUACCUGCUGUGUAUGUGCAUACAACACUCUGCCUCAACCUUCCCUCCAGGGAGUUUUGGAAAACUGCUGCUGAAGAUUGUUCGACGAAUCCAAACCAUUUCAUGGGAGAAGACAAAGGAGCUGGCUCAGAAACAAGCUCAGCAUCAAGACCCUGCCUCCUUGUCUCUACUAAGCAUCUCAGACUUGAUCCCAGACCUGCAGACCAUCUUCUUUUGGAUGUCCAACUCCAUCGAGAUCCUUUACUUUAUUCAGCAAAGAGCGCCUGCUUACACACACACCAUAGAGACGCUACAAGGGUCAAAGGAGUCGUUGCUAUCGGCGACCAUAUCAGCCAAUGAAGAGGCUAUGACCAUCUUGGAAGAAGUGAUCAUGUACACUUUUCAGCAAUGUGUCUACUAUAUCACCAAGUCUCUUUAUGUAGUGUUGCCAGGUUUGUUAGACUGUAAUCCAUUCCCAGUCGACAGCUCUGAGCCCUGCUGGAAUGGAGGUGUCGGGUUUCCUGAACCUGUACGAAGGGUCCUGCAGGUGCUUCAGAGUGCACAGGAGCUUUUGCAAGGUUACCAGGUCCACCCCGAGAUCCAGGCUCAGAUGUUUGCUUACCUCUUCUUCUUUUCUAAUGUGUCACUGUUUAACCAGUUAAUGGAGAAAGGUCCUGCUCGGGGUUGGUUCCAGCGUUCCAAGGCACUGCAGAUUCAGGCUUGUUUGCAGAUGGUUAUGGAGUGGGCAAACAGGCUGGGUUUGGGACAUCUGGCAGAAAAAUUCUUCACCAAACUCAACAGUGCCGUGUCCAUAGUAGCCACACCCCCACAGCAGCUCACACAGUUGAGUUGGCGAGCACUGACCAGUGAACAUCCGACUCUGAAACCGGUCCAACUCCACAGGAUUCUCACCCAGUACCAGCUCACGGGGGAGGUAGGCCCUGUCCCUUUAUGGCAACCCAGCAGUGAGGACGAGCCGUAUAUAUAUAGAUCAGUUGACCUGCUGGAGAGCUUUGAGAACCAUCCACCCAUUGUGCUGCCCAGUUCCGGUUUCAGAGUGGAUCUGGACAGCGAGUGUGUAGAAGACAGCAUCUACAGACAGCUGCUCUAUGUCCGCCACUACCUGUGGGGGCUACGCACCAAGACACAAACUCACAACAACCCUCCCAGUGUCCACACACAGUCAAACGGAACCAACACAGCUGACUGGCCGGACGUUCAGAGGGAAUUGUUACCUCAAUCCCACAGCAGUCCCCGUUCCGGGGGUGCCGGGGAUGAGGUGACAGCAGAGAAGGCAGAAGAGAGGGGCCGGGACAGACCCUCGGGUCAAUCACACACACACAGCCUCAGAAGGAAUGGCACCAUGCAUCAUCCUCGAACAGCAAAUCCAGACCCAUCCUGCGUCCUGACACCAGCCAACAACCCCCUGUACCCAGAGGGUGGAGGGGGUGGAGGAGGGGGCCCUGGGCCAGGCAAGGGCAACAGCAUUCAGGCUAACGGCUGCUCCAGCAGAAGUGCAGCAGAAUGUAAAAAGACCAAUGGACUCAUCACCAACGGACUUGAGGGCUGUAUUAGUGGGUGUGAGUUCCCUUUCCCUGUGUCCUCCCCUGGCGUCCCUUCUCCUGCUGAUGAGUUGUGUAUGGUGUUUGUAGUGGAACUGGACAAGGGACCCUACGGACUGGGCAUGGGACUCAUUGACGGAUUGCAUACCCCUCUUAAUGCUCCGGGUAUUUACAUCCGGACUCUGAUCCCUGACGGGCCAGCGGCUUCAGACGGCAGACUGAGGAUUGGAGACCGCAUCCUGGCUGUGAAUGGGACCAGUCUGAUUGGAGCAGACUACCAGAGCGCGGUCGAUCUGAUUCGUCUGGGAGGGGGUCGACUGCGUUUCCUGGUAGCCAAGUCAGACCCAGAGGUCUCAGAGAAGAUCAGUGCCUCCUCCUGCUGACCACUUCCACUGCCCAGCUCAGACACGCACAAAGCACCACACAGAGAGAGAAGAUGGAAAGGGAUACGGAUGUGUGCUCUGUUGAAGAGGGAACACGCAGUCAUAUGGACCAACCCAAUGUGAAUAAGAAAAACAAAACAUGAAUGUGAAAUCUAAAACAGCACAAAGCCAGGCUUUCAAAAGAGAUAUGGCGCUUCAUAUAUUCCACUCUACGUGCUUCCCUCGUGUCCACUCCAACUGGGUUUGUGUAACAGGCACGAUCUGAAACCAGCUGCAACGUCAAAGGAAUCCACACUGAGGAAAGUUGCCUAAUUAAUCAGCGAUUACGCUCGAACCAGCUUGUAUGCAGUCUGACGUUGUCAAAAGCACAGUAGAUCCUCAGUCAGCUCAUGGAGCACGUGGGGGUUAUUUCACUUAUUUUAGAAACAAUUCUAAAACAUUUGAGAAAUUCCAGAUGUAAACAGCAUGGUGAAGAAUUACCGAGCUCUACGUCUAACGUUUUAAAGAUUAGCUGGAUGUCUCGCGCAGUACUUUUAGAGUGGAACAUUUUAUAAACCCAUUUGUUAAUGACUCCUAAAAUGGACACCAUGUUACUCCUUAAAUCAAACUUUUGUGAUUGAAAGUCGACUUUUUUACGGGGUAGUGAAAGAAAAAGACGAAGGAAACAAACUCCAUAUUACCCAUUUUAACAUCCUCACUAACUUUGCUGACGAGGAUGAAUCCUUAUGAUGUGGGAAAUCAUUAGUUACCACAUCCCAGAGACAUGAUGCUUCACUGUAGUUUAAGAUGUCCUGGGGAUGAUUAACAACAGUGUAAAUAGGUGUUUGUAAAAAUGUACCUGUCAAAAGAGGAACUGAUUUGGAGGAAACUUGUUUGUUCUGUUUUUCCUGAAAUUAAGUCAGAAACGAUUAAAAGUCCGUGAUAAAGCAUAUACUGGAAUGAGAGAUGUCUAGUUGUGGGUCGUAUACCUUUUCUUAAAUUAUGUAUUUAUUUAAAGUUCUACAAUUCUGGGUUUUGCAGUGAGUUAUAGAGCCUAAGUUUCACGUGUUGCUUUAAACCGUCAUCAGCAGUUAUGCAGACUGUAUUCACCCAGUUUUCAGAUAUUUUAUUUCUACCUUCAAUGAAGUCCAAAGAUUUUGAGUGGAAUUUUAUAGCGUUAUAAAAAAUAUUUUAACUUAAACCAGCCAGCAACUUUGGACAAACCAUCUCAGUUUCUCAGGAUAGGGCACUAACCUUACACUUUCCUAGAGGACAACUUAUCACCAUAAUCAAUUUGAAAUGGGCCAGGUGGCAGACGUCGCCUUCCAUCAUAAAACAAACCACCCAGACCAACUGAGUGGAGCCAUAUCAGAAAAUUAAACUUGCCAAAAAGAGUUGAGUAAAGGUCUUUGGUGUCUUUGCUUGUCCAAAGAAUUAUUAGAAUACGCUCCAGUUCUGUUUCACUAACCUUUCAAGGAGAAAACAUUGUUGACUACCUGGCCACAGCUGGAAAUAUAGGACACAUCUGUUUUUACACCCACUGCCACAGCCAGAGCAUCUGGGAAGAGAAAUCUCUUCAGAUUUUCUGAGAAGUUAACCGUUUUGCUAACAAUUAAGUCCAGUUCUCAAAUCUGUAAGCACAAAAUUUACGCUUGCUUUUUAUGCGUUUGGAUAGAAUCCGAAAUAUAUCAGUUCGGCAAAUAAAAUCUUAUCUCCAUAGCUGACCCCCACUCUGUAAGAGGUCAAAGGUGAGAAGUUUUGAAAUGCCACCUUUUCAAAAACGGUUUUCUUUGAAUCCUGGUCCACCACCCAACAGCCAGGAUUCGUCUACACCAACCCGGCAAAACAUCAACACGUAAUGUUUCGUUGCUGUGAAAUGAGUUAUUAAUAUGCCAGUUAUUCAUUCAAGUAUAUAAACUAUCUGUUGAGUCUGAUAAAGAGGACAAGAGGUUCUGCUGAAAAGGACAGAGAAAUCUACUCAAUCCUUGGAUCUGAGAAGGUGGAACCAACAAAUAUUUGCCAAUUUUACUUUAAAUGACUUAAACCGAGAUUAAAUGAGUGCUUCCUGUUUAACUUUUAAACACAGAUUUUUCUUUGCAGUAACAUCUCACUUUGUGUUAAGUUUGUACGACACUGCUCAUGCAUGUCUGCUCUGGUCAUUAUUUUUACUGUUCACAAUAAUGGUACUUAAGAA
Molecule: messenger RNA, 6231 nt
Organism: Cololabis saira (Pacific saury)
Lineage: Eukaryota; Metazoa; Chordata; Actinopteri; Beloniformes; Belonidae
Gene: radil
Product: Ras association and DIL domains
Exons: 21
Coding region: 369-4058 (1229 amino acids)
Biological process (GO): signal transduction; neural crest cell migration; substrate adhesion-dependent cell spreading
Cellular component (GO): microtubule
Molecular function (GO): GTPase binding
Source: RefSeq, a predicted model, not a curated record